Colletotrichum orchidophilum is the source of this 297-nucleotide messenger RNA. RefSeq lists its product as uncharacterized. Lineage: Eukaryota; Fungi; Ascomycota; Sordariomycetes; Glomerellales; Glomerellaceae. The record is from RefSeq and is a predicted model, not a curated record. Bases 1 to 297 code for a protein of 98 amino acids. The transcript has 2 exons.
AUGGGCUUCCUUUCUAGCAACAUUGCAGCCCUGUCUAGUCUUGCCGUGGCCGAAAUAGCCUCAGUUCCUCCUUCUGCCCACGACCUCUCUGCCCGCCAGGAAUCCGGCAUCACGACCGUCAAAUUUCUCAUCCGCGCAGUCUCAGAGCACCGCUUCAUGAAUGCUCAUCUUUGGAACCGCGAUCCGAUCGGCAGCAGUGCCCUUUACCAUGCAACGGGUGGCGAGAACAAGAUUAUCUUCAUGAAGAAGCUUGAUAAAGGGGCUCUACGCUGGUGGCAGCGGUCCACUCUUGAUUAA